Molecule: messenger RNA, 1903 nt
Organism: Condylura cristata (star-nosed mole)
Lineage: Eukaryota; Metazoa; Chordata; Mammalia; Eulipotyphla; Talpidae
Gene: DNAAF10
Product: WD repeat domain 92
Exons: 8
Coding region: 120-1193 (357 amino acids)
Molecular function (GO): ubiquitin binding
Source: RefSeq, a predicted model, not a curated record
GGGGCGAGUAAGGCAAGCGGGAGGGACAAACAGUCUUUUCUGUUUGGAGUUUGGUUUCCACGUUAGUGUUUUGGCUGUGUUUGGGUCUACCGGUUGGCGAACGUGAAAUCGGCUGGAAUAUGUCGGCCUUUGAGAAACCCCAAAUUAUCGCCCAUAUCCAGAAGAGCCUCAACUACACGGUGUUUGAUUGUAAGUGGGUGCCGUGCAGCGCGAAAUUUGUGACCAUGGGCAACUUUGCACGGGGCACCGGCGUCAUUCAGCUCUACGAGAUCCAGCAAGGGGACCUAAAACUGCUCCGGGAGAUUGAAAAGGCCAAACCCAUUAAGUGUGGAACAUUUGGUGCAGCAUCUUUACAGCAGAGAUAUUUAGCUACUGGAGAUUUUGAUGGAAACCUUCAUAUAUGGAAUUUGGAAGCUCCAGAAAUCCCAGUAUAUUCUGUGAAGGGCCAUAAAGAAAUUAUAAAUACUAUAGAUGGUGUGGGUGGACUUGGAAUUGGGGAAGGAGCACCUGAAAUUGUUACUGGCAGCCGAGAUGGAACUGUGAAGGUGUGGGACCCUAGGCAAAAAGAUGAUCCUGUUGCUAAUAUGGAGCCUAUACAAGGAGAAAACAAGAGAGACUGUUGGACCGUGGCAUUUGGCAAUGCUUAUAAUCAAGAGGAACGUGUUGUUUGUGCUGGCUAUGACAACGGGGAUAUCAAACUAUUUGAUCUCAAAAAUAUGUCAUUGCGUUGGGAGACAAACAUUAAAAAUGGGGUAUGUAGCUUGGAGUUUGACAGAAAAGACAUCAGUAUGAAUAAAUUAGUAGCUACAUCUCUGGAAGGUAAAUUUCAUGUUUUUGACAUGAGAACACAACAUCCAACCAAAGGUUUUGCCUCUGUUUCAGAAAAGGCUCAUAAAUCUACUGUGUGGCAGGUCCGACAUCUGCCCCAGAACAGAGAGCUCUUUCUGACAGCUGGGGGCGCCGGCAGCCUUCACCUCUGGAAGUAUGAAUACCCUGCUCAGCGGUCCAAGAAAGAUUCUGAAGGAGUAGAGAUGGGAGUUGCUGGUUCUGUCAGCCUUCUGCAGAAUGUUACAUUGUCCACCCAGCCCAUUUCAAGUUUGGACUGGAGUCCAGAUAAAAGGGGUCUCUGCAUCUGCAGUUCAUUUGAUCAAAUGGUAAGAGUACUGAUUAUUACAAAACUCCAUAAAAUGUGACCUGAAGAUUUUGGACUGAAAACCUUCUAGAGUACACACUCAGAAUUUAAACCAUGUUCUGGGAUCCUUUGACCCUUGUUGAACAAAGUUGGAUGUGACUGAUGAAAAAAAGGCCUCAGUGCAAACUUGUGGACUGGCUUCUCUCUGGGGGGAAAGCCAAGCUCCAUGUUUGUAUGAACUUGUUUGUGCUGGACACAGGCUUGCUGCUGUGCAUGGGGCAUCACCAUUUCCCAGGCCCACUCUGUUCCUUUCCUCCUGUUUGUUUCUAAUGAAAAGUUGAUACUUGUCUAUAUUUAACAUAUUUCAAGUUUGCUUGGCAUCCCCAAGUUUUAUAUCUUAUCAUCACACUGGUGUAGCAUUUCAGUGUUUGCAUUGCUGAAGUAUGGGGUCACUCAGUUUAGUUUUAUAUGAUUUACCAUUAAGACCUCUGGGAAUUAACCUUCAAAAAUAUAUUUGGAGAGAUUUCAGUAUCAGUAAGUUUCUUCUAAGAACCUUACUUUAUAAAAUACUAGAUUUGUGUAACAUCAUCAGCAGUUUAAUUCAUUCAUAAAUGAAAUACUCUGAAUUAAAAAGACCUUUUUACUUAAAAAACAACAGAUUGAGACUUGGUUGUUGACUGUGGUUAAUACUGAGAUGUACGAUAUUGUGGGGAGGGAGUUGUAGCCUUAUUUUUUCAAAUAUUUUUAUAUAUUUUAUGAAUAAAUUUCUGU